GGACUGCCUUCCCCCAUCGGCAGACAGACAGAUGAAACAAAUCAACGCGCCUUUAAAUAGAAGCGUAUUGUCAUUCUGACUGCUGUUAUUUGACUGCCAGAGCAGAGACGGCCCGCUCGUCAUCCAUUGCAGAAGAACAUACUUUUUAUUCUUUCAUUCCACACACUCUUCACAGUAAACAUGCCUAGCAAGAGAAAGCAGAACAAGCGCCGAAUGAGAAAAGUGCAUGCCCAGAGAAAGGCUUUGGAGGAGAGGUUCGUCUCCUCUGGAAAGGGAACCCCAGGAGUGUGUGCAGUCCCUGCCCCAGUUCCUGCAAAAGUUCCAGUUUCUAAAAUCUCAGAGUGUCCCAUUGCGGUUCCGAUUCCCCUGGCAGUGAUUGCUCCCAUUGAUAUUCCUGCUGAAGUUCCUCCUGCUGAAGUUACUCCUACAGAACCAGUCAUGGUAGAAGCCCCAGUCACGGAUACCAUCAAAGACGAAGUGGUGAAAGCUGCAGAGGACCUAAGACAAACCCCAGUGGAACCCUCUGCAAAAGAGCUAGAUGACACUGUUGCCAUUCCAUUAUCAGAGGUCACAUCAUCUACAGAUGAGCCAGCAUCUACCCCUGCAGAAUCUAAGGUCCAGUUUGAGCACACUACACCUGUAGCCACAGAGACACAUGUAGCUCAGCCUGUUGAGACGGUUAACAUUGAGUGUGAAGGUGAGCUUCCUGCUGAAGAUCCUGUGGUGGAGGUACCAGUGCCAAAGGAGAUGGUGACUACAGCUGAAACUGUUGCUGCAGUUGAAACUGUGACAGAAACGGUAGUAGCUGAAGUUGAGCCUGUUGCUGACACUGCAUUGGAAGUUGUUGGGAUCGUGGGAGAUCCUGACAUUGAAGCCGAAGCCAUAACCGUUGAAAAUGAGCCUACUGAAGUCCACAAAGUUGCAGAAGUCACGGAGGAUGUACAUGCAGAGCCUGAACCAGAAGAGUUUCAAGUGCAAGCUGCAGUACCUACAGAUGCUUUAGUGGAACCAGAGCCUGAGCAGCAGCAGCAGCCGGUCCUACUGCAGGAACCCACGCCUCCAGUUGAGUCCACGAGUGACCCCAUCACUGGAGAAUUUGUUGGUACCGAGACAGUAGCUGUUGACACAACUGCUGCAGAGGAACAGAUUCUCGAAACAGCAACCUAUGCCUCCAAGGUACAAUCAGAGAGACUGUCAGAAACAAUUCCUGCUCCUGAGUCACUGCCUGUGCCUGUAGCAAAGGAGAUUAUACAAGCUCAAGAUGAAUUAAUGGCACAAAUAGAAACUGAAAGUAUAAAGGACUUGGCAGUGGCUGGUGGCCUAACUAUGGAUGCCAUAAAUGGAUGUCUGGGAGCUACCGAAGUUGCAAUGGAAGGUUAAAGAGCCUAUGUUUCAUAUGUUUUAAAGGGAUUGCUGAAACAUGAAACAUUGCAAAGUGCCUUUCUGUGCUGAUUCUCACCUCAACUAUGACAAGGAUGUGUGCCUGUUCUUCGCAAGUGAAGUUUUUCUGAGUUUAUCAGAAUUGACCUUAGUUUUCAUAUGCAUGUACGGUAGAUUUGAUGGUGUUAUAUAUUGCAUAUCUAGUAAAGUAAAAUGGAGGGUUGUUGCAAAUGUAUGUUUUUACUUGGACCAUUUUGUAAUGUGGAAUGAAUACUUGUUGUAUUUGAUAAAACAAUUUGGAGUGGAGUGCUUUAGAGCACAAUUUCAUACUAUACCAUCACCACAGCUUCUGUGCCCCCCCAACAAUCCACAUGUGCCUUUUUCCAAAUUAUAAAUAAAGAGAGUUUGAGGAUAA
This is a messenger RNA of Carassius gibelio (silver crucian carp), 1795 nucleotides long. Its product is annotated as calphotin. NCBI's taxonomy places the organism in Eukaryota, Metazoa, Chordata, Actinopteri, Cypriniformes, Cyprinidae. Bases 181 to 1380 code for a protein of 399 amino acids. The record is from RefSeq and is a predicted model, not a curated record. The transcript has 12 exons.